UUCAGCUAUGUAACGUUUUUCGAUCGCAUGAAAUGGAAAUUGACCAGUGCUUGCUGGAGUCCCUCCCCCUGGGCCAGCGGCAGCGGCUGGUGAAGCGCAUGCGCUGUGAGCAAGUCAAAGCCUACUAUGAAAGAGAGAAGGCGUUCCAGAAGCAGGAGGGGCUCCUGAGAAAGCUGAAGCAUGGCCGGAGUCAGAAAGUUCGUUUCAAUCUUGCUGACAUGAUGCAGGAUGCAGUUAUCCACCACGAUGACAAAGAAGCGCUGCGACUCCUGAAGGAAGGGGCCGACCCCCACGCGCCCGUGUCCUCAGGAGGGUCCCUGCUCCAUCUGUGUGCCCGGUACGAUAACGUCUUCAUUGCAGAGAUCCUGAUUGACAGGGGGGUCAACGUCAACCACCAGGAUGAAGACUUCUGGACCCCCAUGCACGUCGCCUGUGCCUGCGAUAACCCGGAUGUCGUCCUGCUGCUUGUCUUAGCUGGAGCCAAUGUCCUUCUCCAGGACGUCAAUGGAAAUAUCCCACUGGAUUACGCCUCGGAAGGGACAGAAUCCAGCUCCAUCCUGUUGACCUACCUGGAUGAAAAUGGAGUGGAUCUGACCUCACUGCGUCAGAUGAAGCUUCAGAGACCAAUGAGUAUGUUAACAGACGUCAAACACUUCUUAUCUUGUGGAGGAAAUGUUAACGAGAAAAACGAUGAUGGCGUGACACUGUUACACAUGGCAUGUGCAAGUGGCUACAAGGAGGUGGUGUCUCUUCUCCUGGAACAUGGCGGAGACCUCAACAUAGUAGACAAUCAGUACUGGACCCCGCUCCACCUGGCAGCAAAGUAUGGCCAGACGAACCUCGUGAAACUUCUUUUGAUGCAUCAGGCAAACCCACACCUUCUGAACUGCAACGAAGAGAAGGCUUCAGAUGUCGCCAGAGCCGAGGUGGCCUGGGGCGGCAGCGUGCGGGAGCCUAGGUGCGGCCCCUCCGCGGCGCACGAGGAGCUGUACGAAGAGGUGGCCCACGACCCCCCCGGCCUUCCCGGCAAGCUCAGGCCCCUGGUGUUGCCAAUUGCCAAGCAAGACAGUUUGUUGGAAAAAGACAUUAUGUUCAAAGAUGCAACAAAAGGUCUAUGCAAGCGACAAUCUCAGGACAGCACUCCGGAAAAUGCCACCGUGAAUGGCCCCAUCAAACCCGAGCAGAUCAAGCUGAUGCCUCCGGCUCCAAAUGAUGACCUGGCAACGCUCAGCGAGCUCACAGACGGCAGCCUGCUUUAUGAAAUUCAGAAGCGCUUUGGGAACAAUCAGAUCUACACUUUUAUUGGGGACAUCCUCCUGCUUGUCAAUCCAUUCAAGGAGAUUCCAAUUUAUUCCACCAUGGUGUCCCAGCUGUUCCUGCGCGGCGCGGGGCCGCCCGGCGCCUCCCUGCCGCCUCACAUCUUCGCCUGCGCCGAGCGCGCCUUCCACCAGCUCUUCCAGGAGCGGAGACCGCAGUGCUUCGUCCUCAGUGGAGAAAGAGGAUCUGGAAAGUCCGAAGCCAGCAAACAGAUAACGAGACACCUCACCUGUAGGUCUGGCGCCAGCAGGCCUAUGUUCGAUUCCAAAUUUAAACACGUCACAUGCAUCCUGGAAGCCUUUGGACAUGCCAAGACCACGCUUAACGACCUGUCCAGCUGCUUUAUUAAGUAUUUUGAGCUACAGUUCUGUGAGAGGAGAAAACACUUAACGGGAGCCAGAAUUUAUACGUAUAUGCUGGAGAAAUCCAGGCUUGUCUCACAGCCCCUCGGCCAGAGCAAUUUUCUCAUCUUCUACUUGUUGAUGGACAGCUUAUCCGCUGAGGAGAAGCACACACUGCACCUCAGUAACUUACGUGCUCAUCGGUAUUUGAACCAGACCUUUCGAGAUGAUGUAUCAACAGCAGAGCAUUCUCUGAACAGGGAGAGAUUUGCUGUUUUGAAACAAGCCCUGAGUGUAAUUGGCUUCAGUAACUUGGAGGUGGAGAAUCUGUUUGUGAUUCUAGCAGCCGUGUUACACAUUGGAGACAUUCGGUUCACCGCCCUGACGGAGGCGGACUCGGCGUUUGUGUCUGACCUCCAGCUCCUGGAGCAAGUGGCUGGAAUGUUGCAAGUAUCAGCGGAUGAAUUGGCGUCUGCUUUAACGACUGAUAUCCAAUAUUUUAAAGGGGAGCUGAUCACAUGGCGGCACACCGCAGAGAUGGCUGAAUUCUACCGGGAUCUCCUGGCCAAGUCCCUGUACAGUCGUCUGUUUGGCUUUCUGGUGAACACGGUGAACAGUUGCCUCCACAAUCAAGACGAGCCCAGCAGCGCACAGACCUGGGAUAUUGGAAUAUUGGACAUCUUUGGCUUUGAAGAAUUUCAAAAGAAUGAAUUUGAGCAAGUAAGUGGGUUUUCUUUUAAAAUUUUGUUUCAAAAGAAUGGUUUUUCCAACCGAUAA
Vicugna pacos (alpaca) is the source of this 2435-nucleotide messenger RNA. Lineage: Eukaryota; Metazoa; Chordata; Mammalia; Artiodactyla; Camelidae. The record is from RefSeq and is a predicted model, not a curated record.